CAUGGGCAACCCCAUGCAUUGUUUUUAUUUUUACUAGGUUGGUACUGUGGAUCCUGUCAAAGAUUUCCUGACAAUAAUCAGACAAAAAGAUGAAGAUAGAUUUGCAGAAGCUGCAAAACAAAUGCAGCAACGCGUGACUCAGCUGGUGAUGGAUUCAUUUGGUACACAGUUUUACGACAAGGCAAUGGAUUGCUUAAAGACAUUGAGGAAAGAAUCAGCUAAGCUUGAUGAACCCGAGAUAUUUAAUAGGUUUUUGAAAAGAUUGAAAGAGACUCUGGUUGAAAAGAUGAGGACUAACUUUUGGGAUAGAAUAGUCACAGAGUCGAUUACAUUGAUUGAUUCCAGCCAAUCUAGUGAAAGCAGAGUGACAAAAGAAGAAGCCAUGAAGUUUUUAAAAGGAGAGGAAAAGAAAGUUGAAGUGCCAGAGAUUAAAAAUGAUGAUGAUGCAGAUGAUUUGCUUGAAAUGAUGGAGUGACUUCACACCAAGAAUCUUCUGAACUCUAACUUAUUUAUGAAAGACAACCUGAUAGGAAUGGAUGAGUUCAGUACUGCUAUAGUAUUAAGGAUGCUAUGUGGACAUCUUGGGUAAUUUUUGCAGCAUUAAAUUAUCUUGAGUUUGUUCAGUUAUACCUUUGAUAGGUUUGUUCCUUUUCAUAUGUUUUGGCUAACAAUGGCAUGUAGGCAGAAUUUAUAUGUAACUAGCAUGGAGCAAGAGUCUUACUGUCUUUUUUUUCAAAAUUACACCUAUGAAACUAAAUAUUUAAAGUUUUGGUGAAAUUUAUUGAAGCAGUUUUUUACUAUGAGCCUUUUUACAUUACCAAUCUAGGGUAAUGAAUUAUGAGAGAAUUUCCCUGUUGAUGCAAUAGAAAAAAAAUUUCAAUAUGGAAAUUUUCUAAAUUAAAUGAUUAUUGUUGGAAAACUUGGAAUAUUUAAUAUCCAAUGUCAUCGAGCACAUUUUUGAGAUUUGAAGAAUUUUUGUCACUAUAGAAUCCAAUGCACACACAGGGAUAAAAUUCAAAGAAUUAUUCUCUAAAUAUUAUCUAUUUUCUGUGGCGUGAACAUUUAAUCCUGAGGGUGAGAAAGAUCUGUAAUAAUCUGUAAUUUGCUUUGUAUUAGUGAUGAGAAAACACUUACCACAGUUUGUCGAUCAACUACAAAUUCAAUUCUUAAUCCUACCAGAUAAUGGUGAACAACAAACCCGCCGUUAUAAAUGUAUAAUAUUUUAAAGUAGUAUUUUUAAAUUGAUAAAUUAUUUUGAAUACAAAACUAUGAGAAAAGUGCUCACUUAUUCCUAUUGCAUCUUUACAAAAACACUUAAUAUGGCAAUAUAAAGUGAAAUCUCUAAACCGCCGAUUAACAAAUUGAAAAUUAUUCAGAUUCUAGAUAAAUGUGUUGUUGUAACUGAAUAUUGAAAA
Saccoglossus kowalevskii is the source of this 1415-nucleotide messenger RNA. RefSeq names its product DNA repair protein Ku80-like. Gene Ontology annotation, biological process: double-strand break repair via nonhomologous end joining; DNA recombination; telomere maintenance. The record is from RefSeq and is a predicted model, not a curated record. NCBI's taxonomy places the organism in Eukaryota, Metazoa, Hemichordata, Enteropneusta, Harrimaniidae. Gene Ontology annotation, cellular component: nucleus; Ku70:Ku80 complex. Gene Ontology annotation, molecular function: double-stranded DNA binding; DNA helicase activity; telomeric repeat DNA binding.